This is a messenger RNA of Chenopodium quinoa (quinoa), 3050 nucleotides long. Its product is annotated as putative E3 ubiquitin-protein ligase RF298. Lineage: Eukaryota; Viridiplantae; Streptophyta; Magnoliopsida; Caryophyllales; Amaranthaceae. The coding region runs from base 197 to 2878 and encodes 893 amino acids. The transcript has 3 exons. The record is from RefSeq and is a predicted model, not a curated record.
CAUUAACAUUAACAUUAUUACAUUAACAAUAUAGAAAAAGGGGUCCUUUUGCUAAGCUCUCAAGUCUGAAUACUUUGUUCCUUCGCCACCAAAAACCUUUUGUUUUUGCGGUCCUCAAUCACACCACCACCGCCAACAACAACCCAAACUUUGCUCAAUCUAUUCGUUAAUUAGCUGCGCUCUUUUGAUCUGCUGAAUGAUGGCAUCAAUGGUAGCGAAAACGAGUACUAGUAGUUGUAGUCAGUUAUCACCAUUGUCUAUUCAAGAGAAAGGAAGUAGGAAUAAGCGGAAAUUUCGGGCUGAUCCACCUACAAGUGACCCUCAUAAGGUCUCUCCCUCGACUACAAAUGAUGGGACGAGUUAUGAAUUCUCGGCUGAGAAAUUUGAGAUGGCAGCUAGUCAUGCACAUCCGCCUAGCCCUUGUGAUGUUUGUGGCGUAUGUCAGGACCAUUCGGAUAAUUUAAAACUUGACCUUGGAUUGUCAAGUGCUUCUUUGGGGGGUUCGUCUGAGGUGGGUUCUAGUCAUCCUAGAGAAGAAGAGGAACAUGACGACUUCCAAGAUGCGGAUUGGAGUGAUCUUACUGAAACUCAGCUGGAGGAGCUUGUUUUGAGCAAUCUUGAUACUAUAUUUAAGAGUGCAAUUAAGAAAAUAGUUGCUUAUGGAUACACCGAAGCCGUUGCCACCAGGGCUGUUUUGAGGUCUGGUCUUUGUUACGGGUCUAAGGAUACUGUAUCAAAUAUCGUGGACCAUGCUUUGGUAUUUCUUAGAAAUGGGCAAGAUAUAAGUCCUUUAAGGGAGCAUUGUUUCGAGGAUCUGCAGCAGCUGGAGAAGUAUGUAUUGGCAGAGUUGGUCUGUGUACUCCAAGAGGUUAGACCUUUCUUCAGCACUGGAGAUGCAAUGUGGUGCUUGCUAAUAUGUGACAUGAAUGUGUCACAUGCCUGUGCCAUGGAUAGUGACCCCUUAAGUAGCUUGAUAAGUGAAGGAUCUCCAAAUGACAGUUCAACCAAUCAACCUCAUUCCCAUUUGAAAGCCGAGUCUAAAAGUAUAGAAAUGAGUCUUCCUAGUCCCUCUAAAGCUGUUGCAAGCAAUGUAAAUCAGACUGGUAAGCACAAAGUUGCUGGAGUUCCUAAUCUCACCAAACCAAAGAAUACCAACGUUCCGAAAGGAACAACUGCAUCAAAAGAGCGUUCAACUUCCUCACAACCUAAUUCCAUAGAUAAGCCUUUCAGUGCUGUAGGUGUAUCACAUACUCUUUCUCCGGAAGAAAAAUCUGUGUCAAGCAGGAAGACACAUUCUGGCAAUUCAAAAAGAGAAUCUAUCCUUCGGCAGAAAUCUAUUCAUCUAGAGAAAAGCUGCAGGUCCUAUGGGGCAAAAGGGUCUUUUAGAACGGCAAAGUUCAGUGGUUACAUCUUGGAUAAAAGAAUCAGACCCACGUCUGAUUCGGCUACCCUUAACAUGAAGAGUGCCUCCUUGAAGAUAAGCAAAGCAAUGGCAAUGGGAUUGGAAUUGGCACAUGAAAAUGGAAGCCUCAGUUUUUCAGCCUGUUCUACAAUUUCCUCCACUUCACCUUCAUUUACUGUAGAAGCCCGACGUACCGUAUCCUCAUCACCUGAGACGAAUCAAACUUCAGUGACAUCAGUGGCCAAAACCAAGCCUGAUGUGUCAGCUGCUGAUACUGAACUUUCGCUUUCACUACCGGCAAAAAGUAAUCCUCCUCAAGUGAACCAAAGCUGUAAUAGUGAGGCUUCUAUCCCUAGUGCUGCUGAUAUACCCUAUGAUAAGUCUCUAGCUCAGUGGGUACCUCAGGAUAAAAAAGAUGAGGUGAUUAUGAAGUUGGUGCCUAGGAUAAGGGAAUUACAACACCAACUUCAGGAAUGGACAGAGUGGGCAAACCAAAAGGUAAUGCAGGCUGCCAGGAGGCUGAGUAAGGACAAAGCUGAGCUCAAAAAUUUGAGGCAAGAAAAAGAGGAAGUGGAACGGCUCAAAAAGGAGAAACAAAGCUUAGAGGAGAAUACUAUGAAGAAGCUUUCUGAGAUGGAGAAUGCAUUGGGUAAGGCUAGUGAAAAGGUUGACCUAGCAAAUGCUGCUGUACGGAGACUCAAGGUGGAGAACGCAUCACUCAGGCAGGAAAUGGAAGAUGCUAAGGUACGUGCAGUGGAGUCUGCUGCAAGUUGUCAGGAGGUCUCAAAGCGAGAGAAGAAGACAUUGAUAAAGUUUCAAUCGUGGGAAAAGCAGAAGAGUAUAUUCCAGGAGGAGCUUGCAACCGAGAAACGUAAGUUGUCUCAGCUACAGCAGGAACUCGAACAAGCUAGAGAUCUCUAUAACCAGCUUGAGGCUCGGUGGAAGCAGGAGGAGAAGGCAAAGGAAGAAUUACUCGUUCAAGCAAACUCAAUUAAAAAAGAAAGAGAACAGCUUGAGGCAUCUGCAAAAUCUAAAGAGGAUGCCAUAAAACUGAAAUCAGAAGCUAAUCUUCAGAAGUAUAAAGGAGAUAUCCAAAAGCUUGAGAAGGAAAUUUCUCAGUUGAGACUGAAGACCGACUCAUCAAAGAUAGCAGCUAUGAAGAGAGGCAUUGAUGGAAAUUUUGCUAGCAGGCUCACAGAAGCCCAAAGUGCACCUGCUGCUAAAGAAUCCAGGAACACACACAAGUCUAGAAUUGCAAACGGGUUUCAAGAAUUUACUGCUGUUGGAGGGGUAAAACGAGAAAGGGAGUGUGUGAUGUGCCUCUCAGAAGAGAUGUCUGUAGUUUUUCUUCCCUGUGCUCAUCAGGUGGUUUGCAAAAUGUGCAAUGAGCUCCAUGAGAAGCAAGGCAUGAACGAUUGCCCUUCGUGUAGGAGCCCCAUAUCUAGGCGCAUCUGCGUACCUUUUGCUCAUCCUUAACCGCUAUACUUCUCCCUGAAUAUAGAGCUCUUGAGUGUUUUGAAUAACGGAGACAAAAUGUUUUUGAAUAAAUACACAACAUUUUGAACAAUUGAGUUCAGAAAGCUUAUACCAGUACUCAAUACAGCCUUGCAUAAUGAAAUGAAAGGGUCCAUUAUAUUAUUGAUGAUUA